AUGGCUGCCGCGGCGCAGCGUGCGACUGCGGCGCCGCCGCCUGCCGAUUUGGACCAGGUGUCUCCGGAGCGCCUGGCGCGGCUGCAGCAGGUGGCCAGGGACCGCUGCUAUGACGUCAUCCCCGUCCUGGAGGCGCUGCACGACGUCGGCAACAUGUCCGCGGUCUGCCGCUCAGCAGACGCCCUUGGCCUGGGCGCCAUGCACUGCGUCGUGAACGGUACCAGGUACAAGCACUCGCAGCGCACCACCGCCGGGUCUGAAAAGUGGCUGGACGUGAAGGUCUGGACUUCCACCGCGGACUGCCUGAGGGGGCUGAAGAAGGCGGGGUACCAGGUGGUCACCACUUAUCUGAAUGCGAAGUCGAUACCCAUCCAGGAGGUGGACUGGACGCGGCCGACCGCGUUUGUGGUGGGGAACGAGCGGGAGGGCGUCACCCAGGCGGCGAUCGACCUGUCAGACGCGGUGGUGUCCAUCCCCAUGACAGGCUUUGUGGAGAGCUUCAAUGUCAGCGUGGCGGCGGCCCUCAUCAUGUGGGAGGCUCAGCAGCAGCGGACGCGGCGGCUGGGGCGGCAGGGCGACCUGGGGGAGCGUGAGAGGGAGGCGCUGCUGGCUGAGUACCUCAUCAGGGGCGUGGACGCACCAAUUUAG
This is a messenger RNA of Monoraphidium neglectum, 648 nucleotides long. RefSeq names its product tRNA guanosine-2'-O-methyltransferase. Bases 1 to 648 code for a protein of 215 amino acids. The record is from RefSeq and is a predicted model, not a curated record. NCBI's taxonomy places the organism in Eukaryota, Viridiplantae, Chlorophyta, Chlorophyceae, Sphaeropleales, Selenastraceae. Gene Ontology annotation, molecular function: RNA binding. Gene Ontology annotation, biological process: tRNA guanine ribose methylation. The transcript has 7 exons.